Molecule: messenger RNA, 559 nt
Organism: Penaeus vannamei (Pacific white shrimp)
Lineage: Eukaryota; Metazoa; Arthropoda; Malacostraca; Decapoda; Penaeidae
Source: RefSeq, a predicted model, not a curated record
AAGAAAGAAAGAAAGGAAAGAAAGAAAGAAACACAAAAAUCAAAAGGAGAUAGAAAAGAAGAAGAAGAAGAAGAAGAAGAAGAAAAGAAAGAAAGAAACAAAAAGUACGACGACGACAGUGACAGCGAUAGCGACGAGGAGUUGAGUGGUUGGGGGGGGGGGCAGAUGUGGAUGGCCGUGUGCCUUUAUCUGGAUAACAAACAUGAGGGCGUUGCUAUUGAUUAUUGGCGGUGGUGAUUAUUGCUGUUAUUGUCAUAGUUGUUAUUGCCUUUAUUGUGAAGAUCAUUGUUUUCGUUUUUACCGCGCGUGCUGUUGGUUGUUGUUGUUAUUGUUAUCACUCGUUUGUUAGUGUAGGGCUGUUUUAUGUUGUUUUUGUCGGUGGUGGUGGUGCAUGGUGGUGUUGUUUUGUCGUUGUUGAUUUUAUUGGUAGGCUGCCGUUGCUGUUAUUAGUAUCACUUCCUCUACUACUGUUACUACUACUACUAUUCCUAUUACUCCUACUCCUACUACUACUACCAAUGCCGCUAUUAGGUUGCUAUUGCUGUUACUAGUACCACUA